GUUUCACUGAGCUCAACCCACAGCUGCAUGUAUCAGAUCACCCUACCACACAUGCUCACUGAGAACACGCAACGUGCGCUGCUUACCUCUCAUCUCAAGCCUCAGACCACCAUGGAUGAACUCGACAUGCUUCUGGAGCAGUUGGCUCAGAACUCCACCCAGACUUCAAGUGUUCCUGCACCCAUUCCACCCAAACCUUUCUCACUGGAAGCGUCCGUUAAAAGCAACAACACAACUCAGUUUGAACAAAUUGAAUCCUCAUGUCUUGUUGCUGGUGGAGGACAGAAAUGUGAUAAUGCCUACAGCAUGCUUCCAGCCCCUGUGGAGGCAGGAGUGAUGAGUCCCGGCACAGCUACGCGAGAGCUAGACUCCAUCAUGAAUGAGCUGCUGGGACUCGGUCUGGAGGUUUCAGAACCAAUUCCUACAUCAAGCCCUCCUCCAGUGGCUCGCAAGUCAGUAAAGGGCAAAAAAACAGAGGAAACUAAAGAAAGUGAUAGUGGAAGUCAGGAAGAGGGGAAGAAACCACAGCAUCCUCCCCUGUCAGAGAAAGUAUCCAAGAGUGUGGAUGCUAUAGACGACUUGCUGGGCUCUCUCAGCUCGGACAUGGAGAAAAUGGGGGUCCGCACAGCUGCCAAAGGCCAUUGUGCUUCUUGUGGCAAGUGUAUAGCUGGGAAGAUGAUCACAGCUUUGGGUCAGGUGUGGCACCCAGAACACUUUGUGUGUACGACAUGCAGGGAAGAAUUCGGCAGCAGUGGUUUCUUUGAGAGAGACGGGAAGCCGUACUGUGAAAAAGACUACCAAAACCUCUUUUCCCCUCGCUGCGCUUACUGCAAGGGUCCUAUUACACAGAACAUUCUAACAGCGAUGGAUCAAACAUGGCACCCAGAACAUUUCUUCUGCUCCCACUGUGGGGAUCUAUUUGGACCUGAUGGCUAUAUGGAGAAAGAUGGUAAACCAUAUUGCUCUAGGGAUUUCUACCGCCUCUUUGCACCCAAAUGCUCCGGCUGUGGAGAGCCAGUGAAGGAUAACUAUCUGUCCGCAGCCAAUGGAACCUGGCACCCCGACUGCUUUGUAUGUGCGGACUGUCUGAAGCCUUUCACAGACGGUUGCUUUCUUGAGUUGAACGGUCGGCCCCUCUGUUCCCUGCACUAUCACUCGAGACAGGGCACUCUGUGUGGGACCUGCGGAGAGCCCAUCUCAGGUCGCUGCAUCUCUGCUCUGGACCGCAAGUUUCACCCCGACCACUUUGUGUGUGCGUUUUGCCUCCGGCAGCUGAGUCAGGGGGUGUUUAAGGAGCAGGGAGGGAAGCCAUAUUGUUCAGUAUGCCACACAAAACUCUUUGUGUGAAAGAGGUGACUUUCCUCAAGGAAAAUUAAGGUUUUUAAACAGUGGUUAAAACUUUUUGACUCUAAGGCCCUCCAUUGUCCAACACAAGAUUUAAAAGCCCCCACCCACAUAGUCUAAGUUUUGUAUCUGGUAUUCUGCUGUAGCCUAUAAAAAGUUACUUGUUAAAGUAUUGAUAAAGCAAGUAUUCAUUUUUUUUAUUCCAAACAUUUAAAGUCCUGUAAUUUCCUCAAUAAAAACAAUAAUUAAUGAGGAAAAAAAUGAUUUCAGUUGACAUUUUAAUUUAGUUUUUUAAGAUAAGUUGAUGAGUUUUAGUAGGCAAUAAAAUAUAAUUUGCCCUUUAAAAUUUUAAGCAUGUGCCCUAUAUCACAUGACUUGAUAGAAAUGACAUCAUUUCCUUGGAAAGAAAGCAACUCCAAGAACAAAGAAAGAAUCAGUCAUAAACUUUUAUCUCUCUUCCUCAUUUUUAGAUGACGUAUUUAAUAGCGUAAAACAUAACAUGUUUGUGCUAUGUUUCCAUAACACAACAAUAACACUGUUGUGUCCAUUUAUGGACAUGUAAUAUAUUUUAUAUAUCUAUUAAAAUUCUUCCUUAAUGUAAAUCGUCUGCUGGUAUGUUGUUCUGUUCUAGCUAAUAAAGGGUUUUAAGCUUAAAACGUCCAUCACAUUGCAUUUUUAUAAAUGCCAUGUAACAGGGUGGACAAACUUUAUACACUGUGAGUGUACCUAGUACAAUCAUCUUGGAAGUCACUUCAACUUAAAUUACAUUAAGCUGACUUAAAAUAGUUAAAUCUUGUAUAACUAUGAAAGUUAAAAACUUAAGUGAUAUUUAUUUUGACCAUUAUCACAUCGCAUCAAUCAAGCUAUUUUAAUCCAUGUUGAACAAAACAAACAUUAUCGUUACAGAUGGUUCAUAAAAUUUAAAGACAAAGAUUCCUUGUCUCUUCUUCUUCUUCAACCUGACUAUGACAUGAAUUGAAUUUUGCUUUUGCGAUUAUCUUAGCAUAACAAAGCUAAUAUACAUCACUGCAGGCCAGUUGAGGAGAUUAUAAAGGCUAUUAUUUCAGUAUGGUUUCAAUGACUAAAAAGACUUUGCUUAAUAACAUACAUGUUUUCAUAGCCCAUGCAUUACAGUGACACCAUGGGGACAUUUUCUGUAAACAUUAAAACGGGUUAGAAUAACACCGACCAUCAUUUUCUUUCUUUAAUGCACAUGGAUUGUACAGAAGCCUGUUUAUUUUGUUGUGUGCAUGGUAAGAUCACAUGAGGGAACAUCCUUUUAGAUAUUGCUGAGCAUCUCUUGAUUAGUCAAGAAGUUACUCAAGGUUCAGAUGGGCAGUAACUUAAGGAACAGCCUUCUCAUCUUCAAAGAAUGCUCUUUGAUGGUAAGAGAUGACAGCUGCUUUCUGGGAGGAUGGGUCAAAGGUCAAGAUGUUUAUCACACCAUAACAGUCACGAACCGUCAUGAACUGCAAAAACCUCCCAUGGUGAGUGGACAAACACUCGUGCAGCAUGUGAUGGUGAACUUUAGAUUUUUGCCAUAAAUGGCAUGAAGUCACUAUUGCGAUCAACUACUGUACAAGUAUGAAACUCCCAAAUAUGAAAAUCCCCUAUGAGCACCCCUUCCUAAAAUAUGUAUUGAUUUUGUAUUACUUUUUUAAAAAUCUAAUAUUAAAAUAAAAAAAUUAAGAGAGAGAAUGAAGGGAAGAGGAACAGAGCGGAGUGGCUGGGAAGAUGUGUACAUGCGUUAAGUUUAUAAAUCAAGUUGUCAUCAGUCCAUUAGCACUCUGUUUUAGGAAGACUUAAUUCAAAUAUGUUGCUGUUACAAAACAACAGAAGCUGAUUAUUCUUUCAUAUUCUUUUUCAAUCCGUCUUCUCUACUGUUAAUUUGCUGAAAUGACUACUAAUAUAGAGCUUCCUGAAUAGGGUUUCUGUCUAGAACCAUUUACUGUAAACCCUAACACUGAAAAUAAUUAAUUGGUCUGAGUAGGAUAAACUGAAAUUAAACAAAAUAGUUCAAUCAAAUGAACUUUUAUGAGUAUUUAUAAUUUUCUUUUUCUUAUGAGUUCACAAAACUGACACAUUUUAAGUAAUCUGACUUGUUGCAUUGUUCUGAGUUUUAUUAACUUAAUUAAAACAUUAUUUUUAGACAAA
Molecule: messenger RNA, 3498 nt
Organism: Pimephales promelas (fathead minnow)
Lineage: Eukaryota; Metazoa; Chordata; Actinopteri; Cypriniformes; Leuciscidae
Gene: lpxn
Product: leupaxin
Biological process (GO): heart development; muscle structure development; actin cytoskeleton organization
Cellular component (GO): adherens junction; filamentous actin; stress fiber
Molecular function (GO): muscle alpha-actinin binding; actin binding
Source: RefSeq, a predicted model, not a curated record